GUUGAAGAGUCUUCGCGACCCUUGAGAUGGGAGAAAUUGAAGAAGGUAUUGGAGCAUAUUAGAGGGAAGUUGAGGAUAUUGAAGGGAUAUGCGGAGGCUCGGGCUUAUCGAGAUGGGGAAGUUUUUCUUUACUUAUAAGAGAGUUGACAGCGUUGCGGAGAGGUACAAAGAGAUAGACAUCGGUGAGAGGGUCGUGCGGCUAGGGUACACUAAAACUGAUCGUCAUGGCGGGAGGUUCAUGAUAAGGUUGCGUGAUCCCGAAGUGGAAGAGGAGACUUUCUUGGGUUGGCUUCCAGAGUUGGUGAAUAGUUAUGAUAGGUUGGGGCAGGAUGUGAGAAGAGGUUACUUGUUUCGGUCAAUGCGUGGUGAUGGUCCAGUAAGUGGUGGCGGUUUUAACAAGCGCAUCGAGAAAUGGUUUGAGGAGGCGGGAGUUUAUGAAGGGGAGAGUGGUCACAACUUCCGGAUUGGGGGAGUUCAGGCAGGGAUAGAGGAGGGUUGGAGUCUGGGAGAAAUUAUGCGACAGGGAACAUGGAGUAGUAUUGGAACGUUUAUGAGGUAUGGAUACGGGAUGCGGCGUGGAUGGAACAAGAGGAGUGAGGGAGGUUUAGGUGGUGAAGAAAAUUGUUGUGAGGUCGAGGAUUGCGGGGUUGGGGGGGGUGACGUCGACUCUGGGGCUGCGGAGGCAGGAGAAUGAAGAUUCUGGGAUGGUGAAGCGGUGCGUGAUGUUGAGUGAGAGAGUGCGGGGGUACCAGAUGGUGCGUUUGGAAGAAGGUAAUAUAAGUAGGUAGGAGGCUGAGCUGGCGAGCGCUUUGGAGAGGGUGUGGUGGAGGAGUGUUGUGGGUGGAAAAAUCCAGCGGUAGGGAAAUGAUGGAAGUAAAUUUUAAUUCAAAGA
Molecule: messenger RNA, 892 nt
Organism: Chara braunii
Lineage: Eukaryota; Viridiplantae; Streptophyta; Charophyceae; Charales; Characeae
Source: the annotation of a GenBank genome assembly